Messenger RNA from Annulohypoxylon maeteangense, 2214 nucleotides. RefSeq lists its product as uncharacterized. The record is from RefSeq and is a predicted model, not a curated record. Gene Ontology annotation, molecular function: magnesium ion binding; terpene synthase activity. Gene Ontology annotation, biological process: diterpenoid biosynthetic process. The coding region runs from base 1 to 2214 and encodes 737 amino acids. Lineage: Eukaryota; Fungi; Ascomycota; Sordariomycetes; Xylariales; Hypoxylaceae. The transcript is spliced from 5 exons.
AUGAUGGCAUCUCCAGCCUCUACAGCUGCAUACUUAAUGAACACCUCAUCUUGGGUCGAUGAGGCUGAGUUGUAUCUGAGGAACGUUCUACAUCGACCGAAUAAUCUCGGUAGUGGCGGCGUGCCCUGCGCAUGGCCGACAACUAUAUUUGAAGUUAGCUGGGUUAUCAGCACGUUAGCAUCGGCUGGCGUAUCCAUAGACAAGUCAGAGACAUCAGCCUUCUGUCGCCUACUUCAAGAAACCCUUAGAACACAGAAAGGUGUUCUUGGGUUCUCGCAAGGAACACUCCCCGAUGCAGAUGACACGGCCAGAGGACUCAAAGCUCUCUACUAUCUCGGCCAACAAGAUAACAACAUUGAAGGCCUCAUCAGAGCGUUCGAAAGCAGCGACAAUUUCAUAACAUAUCCAGGGGAACGUAACCCAAGUUUUAGCGCAAAUUGCAAUGUGCUUAUACUUCUCUUGGUACGGGAAGAUCGGGCUCAACAUUUGGCGCAGAUAGUCAAAGCCACCCGAUUCUUGACAAACGAGGUCUUCAGGGGGGUUGUGAAUGAAAAAUGGAUAUCCAUGAUAUCUCUGCAUAUAUUAAUGCGAAUACUACGCACUCAACGGAAGGAUGGCUCUUGGGGCGGAAUCUGCGAAGUAACAGCCUACGGCGUCUUGGCUUUAUCAUCGUUGGUAAAAUUACCCUUUGUCCAACAGCUCGAGAAGGGUAAAAUGAUCGCUGCUCUAGCUUUAGGAAAAUCAUUCCUUCACACGAACAGAAGCGAAUGGGGCAAAGGCCAUUAUUUGUGGACAGAGAAGGUAACGUAUAGCUCAGGUGUGCUCAGCGAAGCGUACUGUCUCUCUGCAUUAGUUACCUUGCCGUUAACAGUACAACCUGAGAAACCAACCUCGUCCCGAUGUCCUGAAUUCCUAAUCGUGGACAAGCUAUUGCUCGGUAUGAGAAAGUGCAGCAACCUCUUAGCACGCACACCUCUACUUUCUAAAGUUGAGCCAUAUCUAUUACGUGUUUGCGAGAUACAGGCAAGUUUUGCUAUUCAGGCUCUUCAACGCCAGCCACCAAAUAUAUUCCCUCGGACAGCCAAAGGGAAGGACAAGUACAUGUUUAUCAUACCACUUGCUUUGCUUAUCUGCGCGCAGCUGGAUGGCUGUCAAGCUAGCCCCUUAGUGUUGUAUGAAAUGAUGGUACUAUCCAUCUUGAACUUCCAUGCGGAUGAAUACAUGGAAGGGAUCGUCGAAAGGUACUUCAAGGGCAAUUUAGAUGUUAUUCGUAACAUUGUCCGGCAAGUUGUGACCAAAAAUGGCCCCUAUCCCCACGACGGAGCAACCAAUAGCCAUAGUGGAGUCAAUGCGAUAUCCCAGGCUCCAAAUGGCUUCCAGGUCUCUAACGGCAAUCACGAAACAGAAACAACGGAGAGUAAUCAGCUUCAUGGCCAGGAAGACGGCUCGCCCUCCAUAGAGGGUGUCAGAACUGUGCUCCGUCGGUUUACCGCACAAAUUCUCCAGCACCCAGCAGUAUUGUCAAGCCCCGAAACCCUCCAGGGGCAAUUGGCUUUCGAACUGCAAACGUUCCUCCUUGCCCACAUAACGCACGCCGAAGAUAACCAUCGCCUCUCUGCACAGUGGUGCUCUAAGCAUACCAACGGUCUCUACACUCAAGGAAACCGAAAUGAGAAUUCCCGUAGAACAUCGCGCUUACAAUACCGCAAACCAGGAAGGUCCUUUUAUCAUUGGGUGCGCAGUACCUCCGCCGACCACACAUCCUGUCCCUUUUCAUUCAUCUUCUUCAAUUGCCUCGUCUACGCCGCGUCGCCCCAAGUAUCCCAAGCCCAUGGCGGAAUCUUGGCCUCGGCGCGUACUGCCUAUCUAGCCGAGGAUACAUGCCGGCAUCUCGCAAGUCUAUGUCGCAUGUACAAUGACCUUGGAUCCGUGCGGCGCGAUGCCGAAGAGGCGUCUCUCAACUCGGUGAACUUCCCAGAGUUUUUUUUUCAUGCGGGAAAGACAAUGAAUACACCGAGGAAACACGACACUGCUAAGGCAGAGCUGUUAUGGAUCGCUGAAUAUGAGCGGCGCGGGCUAGAUAUGGCAAUGAAACUUCUGGAAGAGGAGUUAGGAGGUAGCGAGUUGGUGGAAGCAUUGCGCCUAUUUAUCAAUGUGACGGACUUGUAUGGCCAGAUAUAUGUACUAGAGGAUGUUGGCACUCGUACUCAUUAG